Melospiza melodia melodia is the source of this 4584-nucleotide messenger RNA. Its product is annotated as hydrocephalus-inducing protein homolog. The record is from RefSeq and is a predicted model, not a curated record. NCBI's taxonomy places the organism in Eukaryota, Metazoa, Chordata, Aves, Passeriformes, Passerellidae. The coding region runs from base 1 to 4554 and encodes 1517 amino acids. The transcript has 26 exons. Gene Ontology annotation, biological process: cilium movement; axonemal central apparatus assembly. Gene Ontology annotation, cellular component: axoneme.
AUGUCCCAUCAAAUCACAGAGAGACUCAUGGGACACAGCCAUGUGGCUGGACUGACUCCCUCUGCCUUCCAGAAGGAGAUGUCUCUCAACACCAAGCAGAGGCUGGCCACAGCUAAGAAGCUGAGUCUGCCUCCCAUUGUCCAGCCUCAAGACAAGCCUGGGACCUCCCAUCACAAGUUCUCAGCAGCUGCCCCAGAGCAGCGCUCGUUUCAGCCUUGCCCACCAGAGGUGGUGUUUCAGAACUACAGCCCCGGUGAGGUCUGUGAAGUGCCGCUGGUUCUGAGGAACAGGGACAAGGUUCCUCACUUGGUGAAGGUCACCUUGAAGAGCUCACCUUAUUUCCAGCUGGUGGGCCCCAAUGACGUGUGCCGCAAGGUGCCACCGGGCCUCUACACCACUGUCCGCAUCCUCUUCACCCCUGGGCAGAGAAAGGAUUAUUUCCACCAGCUCCUCUGCACCACUGAAAAUGAAGAGUUCAUUGUGCCAAUUUGGGCCAUCGGUGGCCGAGCCAUCCUGGACUUCCCUGACCAGCUGGACUUCUCCACCUGUCCGGUCAAGUACACGACCCAGAAGACCCUGCUGGUUCACAAUGUUGGAAACCGGCCUGCUUGUUACGAGCUCAGCACCCAGAGCCCUUUCUCUGUCACUCCGGCCAUGGGAACUCUGGAUGUUGGUGACGCCGUGGAGGUGGCAGUGGAAUUUCGGCCACUGAAGACUGGUGACCAUUCCGGGUCCCUUGUUGUGCACUACGACACAGGUGAAGACACCCACACAAGCCUUCAUGCCAGAGCUGUGGAUGCUCACAUCGGGCUGGACAGGAAUACUGUGACCCUGGAGAAGACGUACAUCACCAUGUCAAACAGCGCAACUGUGCUCAUCCACAACCGCAGCGACAUCACAGCCCGCUUCCAGUGGAAGGCUGUGGAUACUGAGGAACAGGAGGAACAGCUGAGGCAGAGGCAGUAUCACAGGAUAUACCAGCAGCAAAGGCACAAGUUGUAUAGUUUUCUGAAGGAGCGUGAAGUGGACAUCACUUGCCGAGAACGCCUUGCUCUUCUCAACCACACCUUCCAGAGUGAGAUAGCAAAGAUCAGAGGAGAUCCCAUGCUGUUAGACGAUGACAUUUUCUCCCUUGUGCCAAAGGAGGGUGAGAUCAUGCCGAAGUGCUCGGCUGAAAUCAGCGUGUUCUUCACGCCCCAGGCAGCCCAGGUCUAUGAGCGAACAGUUUACUGUGACAUCUCAGGCCGUGAGAACAGGCUGCCCCUGCUCCUCAUGGGGGAAGGCCUCGGGCCCCGGGUCCAUUUCCACUUUGAGGAACUGAACAUCGGGGAGGUUUUUGUCAGAGUAACCCACAGAUAUGAGGCAUACCUGAUCAACAAGGGGCCUAUUGAGGCUCCCUUCAAACUCAUCCCUCCAACCACAGCCAUGGGCUCCUGCUUCACCUUCCUGCCCCAGGAGGGCAUCGUGGCACCAGAGAAGCUCCAGGCCAUCCGGGUCUCCUUCUGUCCCACCAUCCGGGGGGAGUUUGAGGAACAAUUCUAUUUCCAUGUGGCUGAAUCCCCUAAGCCUGUGAUCUUCACUGUCAGGGGCUCUGUGAUGGGACCCACUUUCCAUUUUGAUGUGCCCGCCCUGCACUUCGGUGACAUCGCCUUUGGUUUUCCUCACACCUUGAAGUGUUGCCUGUUUAACACCUCCCUGACGCCCAUGGGCUUCUCCCUCUACAUUCCUGGGGAUGGCUUGGGAGUGCCCAGUGUUAGCAGCACUACUCAGAUAGGCAAACCCAGCAGCCAGUUGUGGAGGAAGGAAGUUCGAGUUCUGAGGAGAUUACAGGAAUUUACCAUAAACCCCCACAGCGGGACCGUCCGUGCCCUGGGAUCCCAGGAUAUCAAGGUCACCCUGUGUCCCAACACUGUUGGGGACUACAAUCUGGAGCUGGUGCUGGACGUGGAAGACGUUGGCAGGAAGGUGUUUGCACUGCCCCUCACAGCCAGGUGCAUCGUUCCUACUCUGCGAGUGCUCAACCCUGUCGUGGAACUGGGGCACUGCUGCCUGAAGGUGCUCUAUGAUGAGAAGGUGACCCUGGUGAAUGACAGUGACUUCCCAGGCUGCUACUGUCUUCUCCCUCAGGAACACAAGGAGGAGGCUGCUGCGUGGUACUCCAGCCUUGCACCCUCUGGGAUUAUCGAGGCUCACAGCUCGGUGCAGAUCCCAAUUACACUCCAGGCCCAGUUGCUGGGACAGUGCAGCAUCACUGCCAAGCUGGCCGUGUUUGGGAGACCAGGAUCCCCACUGAACUUAGUGUUCAAGGAUGGCUGUGCAGCAGCAAAGGCUGGGAAGGUGCUUUGGGCCAAGGUGGAGCAUUUGAAUGAAGCAGGCAGGAGGGCCAUCAUUGUCCCCAGUCUAGGAAUGCUCUUGGAGCUGGCUGUGUUUUUAAAACUGCCUUUGUUGCGUCUUUUGACCUUUCCUACCUUCUUCCUGGAACAGGAAAUCCGUUUAGAGUGCGUUGGCCAGGGCCCCGUUGUCUAUGUCCAUCCCAGGGAGAUAAACUUCGGCUCUAUCCCAGUCCUAGAGGAUUGUUCCAAAACUCUCCACCUCGCCAAUCAGUGUAAGAUUCCUGCAGCCUUCCAGGUGGAGAUGGCUGUGGAACGUUCCUGCUGGAGGAUUGAGCCCAGUAAAGGAGUGGUCCCCCCCAGUUCUGAGGUGUCCGUGGCUGUUGUAGCUAACCUGAAUGACACAGUGAAAUUCCAGGAGAAGCUGAAGGUGUUCAUUGAGAACAACCCUGUGACCAUCAUCCCUCUCCAGGCUGUGGGCAUUGGCACCACAGUUGUCUCGGACAAACCUCUUGUUCCGAAGCUCGACUUGAAGUCCUGCUUCAGCUUCAGUCGCUGCUUUUACCACUUCCAGCUGACGAACAGAGGCCGCCGCACGCAGCGGCUCUACUGGAGCACGGAAGGGUUCCGCACCUUCCGCCGCAGCGCGCGGGCCCCGGCCCCCGCGGGCCCCCCGGGCAAAGGGGCUCCCCCCAUGCCCAGGCCUGGCAGCCCCGUGUUCAAGCUGUGCCCAGCGCAGGUGGACCUGAGGCCGGGCCAGACUGUGGACAUGGUGCUGGAAGGCUGCUCCAGCACUGUCCAGGAGGUGAAGGAGCGGCUGCUGUGCCACGCUGUGGUGGGGAAAGAGACAGCAAAGAAACAGAUCCUGCAAACAGAUGUCAUCUGCAACUUCAUCUGCCCUGCAGUGCAAAUGUCCCCCAGAGCCAUCGCUUUCCGUGUGGAAAAGAAACCCAGUGAUGUCCUGACACUGCAGUACCAGCCGCUGACCUUAAAAAACACCAGCUCCCUGCCAUUCAGCGUGGUGCUGGACUUGGAGCAGCCCUUCCUGGUCUGCAAUGUCAACCGGAAGCCCCUCCCUGCAAAUUGCAAGCCUGUGAGAGUGGGUGUAGGGAAGGAACUUCAUCUCUGCAUCUGCUUUAACCCAGCUUAUAAGAACAGUCUGAUCAGCUGGGUGGUAAAGAAGGUUCUCAGGGUGAGCUUCAUGGAGCAUCCUCAUGUGGAGAAGAUCCCUCUUCGGGGGGAAGUCUGCUUCCCAAAUCUCCACCUCCCCACCAAGGCCGUGGACUUUGGCUGCAUCAUAAAUGACACUGAACAAGAGUUGAAGAUGGAGAUGACCAACUGCAGCCCACUCCCUGUCAACUACCACUGGUCAUUCCUGACAGACAGCCAGGUGAACACCAUCAGGUUCAUCCCUUCACCACCUAAAUUCAAGCCACGGUCAUUAAACAAGAGGAGAGUGUUUCUACGGAGAUACUCCAGGACUGAAAGUGUGGAGGAGCCAACUGAAACCCCAGAAACAACGCAGGAUUCCGCCCAGGAAGAUUCUGCCCAGGAAGAUUCUGCCCUGGAGGAUUCUCUCCUGGAGGAUUCUGCCCUGGAGGAUUCUGACGAGCAGGAUUCUGCUCAGGAAGAUCAUGCCCAGGAGGGUCCUGCCCUGGAGGAUUCUGCCCAGGAGGGUCCUGCCCAGGAGGGUCCUGCCCAGGAAGAUCCUGCUCAGGAGGACUCUGACCAGGAGGAUUCUGCUCAGGAGGACUCUGACCAGGAGUCAGCAUAUGCAGAGCAUUCCCUGGAAUCAGAGGGGCUGUCAUCCACUCCUGGGGCGUCUCAGAGGCCGCUGAGGAUGAGGGGACUGAGCUGGUUCUCAGAGAUGGAGCACCCCAAGCUGGGAAUGCAGGAGGUUUUUGACGUGCGGCCGCUGUGGGGUGAGCUGCAGCCGGGAGAGAGCGAGCAGGUCACCUUCACCUUCUUUGGGCACGCCAACGUGGUGGCGCGUGUGCGGGCGCUGUGCCACGUGCAGGGAGGCCCCAGCUACGAGGUGGUGCUGACCGGGGAGGCCUCGUGCCCCAGCUACCAGCUGGACCUGCAGGAGAUCGACUGGGGGCUGCAGGUACCACAGGCUGCUCCUGCCACAGCUCCUUGGCUGCCAUCGUGGCCACCCCCGUCCCAGGCUCUCUCCCCCUCUCAGCCCCUCUGCUGGCUCUGGGGCUUGGAACACAACCUGUGAGAGACAGGCCAGCAUCCCAGCUGGUUUGGA